This is a messenger RNA of Haemonchus placei, 1419 nucleotides long. NCBI's taxonomy places the organism in Eukaryota, Metazoa, Nematoda, Chromadorea, Rhabditida, Trichostrongylidae. The record is from the annotation of a GenBank genome assembly.
AUGGUGAAAGAGAUCAAAGAGUUUGGUUCAUGGUCUGAGCAAACUAGCUCUUCAGGUCGAAAAUAUUUCUACAAUCGUGAUACUGAGGUCUCCCAAUGGGAGAAACCUAAGGAGUGGCGUGAAUACGAGCUCCGACUUGCAGAGCAGGAGCGUCUGUCUGCCGAACAAGAAAGGAUACAGCAGCAAAUACAACAACACCACCCUGUGGUUCCACCUCCGCCGAUGUUCAUGACACCUCCUCCUUUCGCUUUUCCGCCUCCUUUUGCUCCUCCCGGGUUUCCUGUUGGACCAAUGAGUGCGCCUCCCCCACCCUUUCCACCAUACAACCAAUUUCAACCACCUCCAAAUAUUCCAUAUCCGAUUCCACCACGAAUCAGUACUACAAUUAGUGCCUCGAUCAAUACUUCUUUUCCACCACCACCACAUCCACCAGCGGCGCCGUCUCCUCGUGUGACGCAGAGUCUCCCGCCACCACUCAUACCACCAAUAGUAAAUGUGACCUCAAUUCCUCCGACACCACAUGUAAGUGCACACUUCUCGCCAAUUCAGUACACUGCUCCACCCCCUGGUACAGGUGCACCGCCUCUUCUUCAUCCACUCAACCCACCAAUUCCGGCCCCUCCACCUGCGUUUGCUGCAAUCCCUCCUCCGUCAACUUCUGCUUCGCAUCACGCGCCUCAUCUGAAUCGUGUUCAACGAUCUCCACAAACUCCACAACCAUCCCAUCAACAGUAUCAUUCCCAACCCUCUUCUCAUCAACCACUAUCAAGAGACCGUUCGCAUAUGGAUAAUUCACCUAGAGCAACGCCACCGUCGUCACAACAGCCGUCACGACACGGCUCUGUUCCGCCAUCAACCUCUCAACAGGCAUCAGUAUCACAAGCAAACGUGGAAUCGGUGCCAGUAGUGAAGAAAGAACCUCGCGAAAAAGCAGCAGAUGAGGUCAACGAUCGAGGAACUCCUAAUCGAAAUCGUCCCACAACUGAUACCUCUAAUCGCGCCGGUCCGUUAAAGAGGGAGCGUGCAAGCAGUGAUGCUGGUGAUGAGAUGGUACCAUCGGCAACGACAGAAGUAGAGGAGAAGAAGCCACCUUCAAAAGAAGAAGACGCUGUUACGUCAUGGCGAACAUUCUACAAUGCGGAACUUGCACGCCAAAAAGAGAUUGAGCUGAAUUUAGAUAUCGAUCCAGAAAUGCGAGAUCUCGUAGCGCAGUCGCUGACAUUGGAAAACAAACUGGUGGCUGAACUCAUCAAAAUGAAAACAGCCGCUGCGUUGGUAGCUGUUCAGGAGAAUGAAGUUUGUAUAUGUAAUGCGAAAAUUCAAAGUUUACGAGAACUUAGGCAUGAUCUUGAAAGUCGGCAAUCUCGUCUCAUGGCUCCGGCGGUCGUUACUAUGCCUGAUCUGAAUUCGAGAGCUUGA